CACGUGGAGUGUCGAUGUACGACCGGGAAAGGAAAAAAAGUGAAAAAUCCAGGUUUUUCAUCUAGUUUUUAAGUGAAAAUGGGCAAGAUUUUGGUAAUUGAGGCUUUUUAUGGGGGUUCACAUAAGCAACUCAUCGACACGGUCAUGCAAAAUUUUCAUCAUGACGAAUACGAUUUGUUCACUUUGUCAGCCAAAAAGUGGCAUUGGAGAGCUCGAACCUCAGCUCUUUACUUCUCACAAACUAUUCCAACGGAUCAAAAUUACUCGUUAAUUUUUGCUUCUUCCGUUUUGCCGCUCGCUGAAUUCCUUGGAAUGAGACCGGAUCUCCAAAAAUGCAAGAAAAUCGUAUAUUUCCACGAAAAUCAGCUCGUUUAUCCGCGUCAAGAGAUCAAAAAGGAGCGUGAUUGUCAAUAUGGACUAAAUCAACUGACGACAUGCCUCGCUGCUGAUGAAAUCAUCUUCAAUUCAAAAUUUAAUCAAGACUCUUUUUUAGACAAUAUAAAUUCGUUUCUCAACAUUCAAGCGGAUUACAAGCCUCGAGGCUUGAAAGAAAAAAUUCUCGCCAAAUCAAGUGUUCUCUACUUUCCCAUUCAGUUCGAGUACUUGCCAACACGCGAAAUUUCCAAUGACGAAAAAUCCAAAGUACUGACUCUCGUUUGGCCUCAUCGAUGGGAACACGACAAAAAUCCGCAGUUACUGACGAAUGUCUUGCAGGAACUAAAUAAACGCCAAGUUGACUUCAAAGUUUCCAUUUUGGGACAAAAUUCUCAAGUCAUUCCGGAUUGCUUUGCAACACUCAAAGACGAACUCGGCACGAAACUAGUCAAUUUCGGAUUUCUCACCAAAGAUGAGUACUUCAAGACGUUACUCGAGGCAGAUGUCGUCAUCUCAACUGCUGGACACGAAUUUUACGGAGUCUCAAUGUUGGAAGCUACCUUUUGCGGAUGCGUUCCAAUUGCUCCCGCGAGACUUGUGUACCCGGAAAUUUAUCCAAAAGCCAAUUUAUACAACACAUCGAACCAAUUGUUGAAGAUUUUGUAUAAUUGGGCACGAAAUCGGCAUUUAUUCAAAGCGGAUCGUGAGAAAUUUUUCAUGAACUUUGAUUUUAAACAAUAUUCUGCGAAGGAAUUGGUACCGCAAUACAUAAAAAGACUCAAAUCAACGGAAGAAGUUGCAAUUCUAGCAACUAAUUGAAUGAAAUAUUCAAAAAUUUAGUGAAAAUGGGACCACAUUUCACAGUCAACUAAUGAAUUUUACUCAUAUCGUACGGUUUCAGUCGUAAUUUUUACCAAAAAUCGCUCGUUACUUGUUAAUUUAAGAAAUUUCAAGUUUUUAUUUUAAAUAGGACAAUUUUUGAGUCUUCCUUGUUGUGUUAAACUCAUGAGCAACGAACAUUUUUUUAAUAAAAAUAAAAAAAUCUCGAUGUUA
Messenger RNA from Culicoides brevitarsis, 1428 nucleotides. Its product is annotated as glycosyltransferase-like domain-containing protein 1-like. Gene Ontology annotation, molecular function: glycosyltransferase activity. Bases 79 to 1194 code for a protein of 371 amino acids. The transcript is spliced from 2 exons. The record is from RefSeq and is a predicted model, not a curated record. Lineage: Eukaryota; Metazoa; Arthropoda; Insecta; Diptera; Ceratopogonidae.